CAACAUCAGAAUGCAACGUACAAUAAAUCGAAGAAAUAAAGACUUCCAUAAAGAGUAUAUUGUUAUUACAAUCAUUGUGGCUGCUAAAGGCGAACAUAAACUGCCUCCCAUAAAUAGCAGUGCAGAAUUAAAGGAAGCAUUGCAAAAACUGGCGACUAUCCCUUUGAAUAGUGUUGAGGAUGUCACCCUAAGGUAUCUUUCUCAUGCCAGCAUAGCGCAACCUCUCUUCCUCGCCAUUGUUCUCCGCUCCACCACCAGCCUCCAAGCCACUGUGCCUCCUUCAUCCCUGCCACAGGAACUUAGUGUUAAAGUUCAUCCUUUCACCACCACCAAAUUCCCCCAUAUCAGAUCCUAA
Molecule: messenger RNA, 355 nt
Organism: Lactuca saligna
Lineage: Eukaryota; Viridiplantae; Streptophyta; Magnoliopsida; Asterales; Asteraceae
Source: the annotation of a GenBank genome assembly